Messenger RNA from Vanessa atalanta (red admiral), 5633 nucleotides. Its product is annotated as kinesin-like protein unc-104. The record is from RefSeq and is a predicted model, not a curated record. The transcript is spliced from 40 exons. Gene Ontology annotation, biological process: microtubule-based movement. Gene Ontology annotation, molecular function: microtubule motor activity; ATP binding; microtubule binding. NCBI's taxonomy places the organism in Eukaryota, Metazoa, Arthropoda, Insecta, Lepidoptera, Nymphalidae. The coding region runs from base 237 to 5486 and encodes 1749 amino acids.
GAUGAAUUGUCAGACAGUUUUUAUUGUGUUGCGGUUGUUUUCGGGAAAUAAAUAAAUUAUCCACUUUAUUGUAAUUAAAUAUACCCAGAUUCUAUACAACUGUGUCUUAGAAGAAUUGCUCUCGGAGUUUAUGAUUUGAUGUUUACAACGCUAUAAACUGUGACGCACUUUCUAAGGUGCGUUUCGGGCGUAGUACCGAUGUGUUAGUGGUGCAGCUGGUGUGACUAUCAGCCACCAUGUCAUCGGUGAAGGUGGCGGUAAGGGUCCGCCCCUUCAACUCGCGCGAGAUAGCGCGGGACUGCAAAUGUAUCAUCGAAAUGUCUGGCAACACUACAGUGAUUCAAAAUCCUAAAGCACCUCCGGGCAACAAGGAACCUCCUAAAAGCUUCAACUUUGAUUUCUCCUACUGGUCUCACAAUCCGAGUGACCCGGAGUUCUCAUCCCAGGUGAUGGUGUACAAAGAUAUCGGCGAAGAAAUGCUUCAACAUUCCUUUGAUGGCUACAAUAUAUGCAUAUUCGCCUACGGACAGACGGGUGCGGGGAAGUCCUAUACCAUGAUGGGAAGGGGAGAGGAAGGCCAAGAGGGGAUUAUACCUCAAAUUUGCAAAGAUUUGUUUAGGCGCAUUCGACAAACCACCUCGGAAGAUCUUAAAUAUUCGGUUGAAGUAUCCUACAUGGAAAUAUACUGCGAGCGGGUUCGUGACUUACUGAACCCUAAAAAUAAAGGGAACCUUCGGGUUCGUGAGCACCCAGCUCUUGGGCCCUACGUGGAGGACCUCAGCAAGCUCGCUGUUAUGUCCUAUCAAGACAUAUACGAUCUCAUCGAUGAGGGUAACAAGGCUAGGACGGUCGCAGCUACGAACAUGAACGAGACGUCGUCUCGUUCACACGCUGUUUUCACGAUUUUUUUCACACAACAAAGACACGACAAGACGACUAACUUGGUUUCUGAAAAGGUGUCAAAAAUAUCCUUGGUGGAUCUCGCCGGAUCCGAGCGAGCUGAUUCCACAGGCGCUAAAGGAACGAGGCUGAAAGAGGGGGCGAACAUCAAUAAGUCACUGACGACACUCGGAAAAGUCAUUUCAGCUCUGGCUGAAAUUUCGGCAUCAAAAACUAAGAAGUCGAAGAAAGCUGACUUCAUUCCUUACCGUGACUCGGUGCUCACGUGGCUGCUGCGUGAGAAUCUCGGCGGGAACUCCAAGACCGCCAUGAUAGCGGCCAUAUCACCGGCUGACAUUAACUACGAUGAAACUCUUAGUACAUUGAGAUACGCAGAUCGCGCUAAGCAAAUCGUUUGCAAAGCCGUUGUCAACGAAGACGCGAAUGCGAAACUUAUCCGUGAACUCAAAGAAGAAAUACUCAAACUACGCGAACUUCUCAAAGCCGAAGGCAUCGACGUCGAAGAAGGACCAGAUGGUAGAGUCGUUUAUGAAAAGAAAGAACAGCCUACCACAGGAGAAGAGAACGCGUCGCCGAUGCGUAAGAAGAGCGAGUCUGAAUCUGCCUUGUCGCCCAAGCUGUCUCGAGCAGCUACCACUAUUGCUGAAGAAGCUGUCGACCAGCUACAGGCUUCUGAAAAGCUUAUUGCGGAACUCAACGAAACCUGGGAAGAGAAACUGAAGCGCACUGAACAAAUCCGCGUUCAGCGCGAAGCGGUCUUCGCUGAAAUGGGUCUUGCGGUUAAAGAGGGCGUCACUGUAGGCGUUUAUUCGCCGAAGAAAACUCCUCACUUGGUUAACUUGAACGAGGAUCCCAAUCUCUCAGAAUGUCUUCUUUAUUACAUCAAAGACGGUGUCACACGUCUCGGCACCGCCGAAGGCCACGUUCCGCAGGACAUCCAGCUCUGCGGCUCUCACAUCCUGAGCGAGCACUGCAUCUUCGAGAACACGGAUGGCGUGAUCUGCCUCAUACCGCACCGCGGUGCACUCAUUUAUGUCAAUGGACGAGAGGUAAACGAACCUAUAAUUUUGAAGACUGGAUCUCGCGUGAUCCUCGGAAAGAACCACGUUUUCCGAUUCACUCAUCCCGGACAGCCACGCGAAGAACCCGUGUCGAACAAGGAUACCGUCAGCGAUACGCCCGGAACGAACACGGAUAGCGCACCAAGUGUCACGGAGACAGUUGAUUGGGACUUUGCGCAAUGCGAGUUAUUGGAGAAGCAAGGAAUCGAUUUGAAGGCCGAGAUGCAGAAACGAUUAAUGGCCUUAGAGGAACAGUUCCGCAGGGAGAAGGAACACGCUGAUCAGCAGUUUGAAGAGCAGCGAAAGAACUACGAAGCUCGUAUCGACGCACUUCAGAGGCAAGUGGAAGAGCAGAGCGUCACCAUGUCUAUGUACAGUUCCUACACGCCGGAGGACUUCCACAACGAUGAGGAUAUAUUCGUGAAUCCCCUGUUUGAGACAGAAUGCUGGUCGGCGCGCGAGGUGGGGCUGGCGGCCUGGGCCUUCCGCAAGUGGAAGUACCAUCAGUUCACCUCGCUCCGAGACGACCUGUGGGGGAACGCGAUCUUCCUCAAGGAAGCGAACGCGAUAUCCGUGGAGCUGCGCAAGAAGGUGCAGUUCCAGUUCACGCUGCUGACGGACACGCCGUACUCGCCGCUGCCGGCCGAGCUGGCGCCGCGCGACGACGGCGACGACGACUACCGCCCCUCCGCGCCCACCGUCGUCGCCGUCGAGGUCACCGACACCAAGAACGGCGCCACGCACUACUGGACGCUCGAGAAGCUGCGACAACGCUUAGAACUGAUGCGCGAGAUGUACCACAACGAGGCUGAGCUGUCGCCCACCUCGCCCGAUCACAACAUCGAGUCGGUCACCGGCGGUGAUCCGUUCUACGAUAGAUUCCCUUGGUUCCGUCUAGUUGGACGGAGCUUCGUAUACUUGUCGAAUCUUCUGUACCCGGUUCCACUUAUUCACAAGGUGGCUAUAGUGAAUGAGAAAGGAGACGUGAAGGGCUAUCUCCGGGUAGCUGUACAGGCAGUCAUCGACGCCGAAAAAAAUAACGCCGAAUUCGCUGCUGGUGUAAAGCAGUCAGCUAAAAUCUCAUUUGACGACGAUAUCGUGCCAGCUCGGUCUAGGCUCAAGGCGAUUUCGAGCGUUGAGAAGAACAACGCCAUUAACGCUAUCAAUAUCGAAGACCGACCCGAACAGGACUCAAAUAUCAAGAUUGAAGAACUAGCAGUCGGAGAAUGCGACGCCGACAGCGGUCGGGGCGACAGCUCGCUGGCCUCGGAGCUGAAGGAGGAGGACCUGCCCGAGCACCUCACGCUGGGUCGGGAGUUCACGUUCCGUGUGACCGUGCUGCAGGCCCACAGCGUGUCCACGGACUACGCAGACGUAUUCUGCCAGUUCAACUUCCUGCAUAGAAAUGAAGACGCUUUCUCGACCGAGCCUGUCAAGAAUGCCGGAAAGAACACACCUCUUGGAUUCUACCACGUGCAAAAUAUCACCGUUCCAGUGACGAAGUCGUUCGUCGAAUACAUAAAAUCGCAACCGAUAGUUUUCGAAGUUUUCGGACAUUAUCAGCAACACCCGCUGCACAAGUCGAGUGAGUUGCGGCCGGUUCUGUGGCAGGACGCGAAGCAGGACGGGCCGGUGGGCCGCGCCCCCCCGCGCCGCAUGCUGCCCCCCUCGCUGCCCAUCUCGGCGCCCGUGCGCAGCCCCAAGUGGGGCGCGGCCAGCGUGGCGCCGCCCUGCUGCUCGUCGCACCUGCACUCCAAGCACGACCUGCUCGUCUGGUUCGAGAUCUGCGAGCUGGCGCCCAGCGGCGACUACGUGCCGGCGGUUGUGGAGCACAGCGACGAGUUGCCGUGUCGAGGCUUAUUCCUCCUACACCAGGGGAUCCAGCGACGUAUUCGCAUCACUAUUCUUCACGAACCAUCGUCUGACUUGCAGUGGACUGAUGUCAGGGAACUCGUCGUUGGACGCAUUCGCAAUACACCAGAGCCAAACGAUGACUCAAACGACGGCGACGAGGACGGAGCCCUGUCUCUCGGCCUGUUCCCCGGAGAACGACCGUCUUUGGAUGAUCGAGCUGUGUUCAGGUUCGAAGCCGCCUGGGACAGCAGUCUGCACGGAUCGCCUCUCCUGAACAGAGUCAGCGCGAACGGAGAAGUUGUGUAUAUUACACUAAGCGCUUAUCUUGAGGUGGAGAACUGCGGGCGGCCGGCCAUCGUGACGAAGGACCUGUCGGUGGUGGUGGUGGGGCGCGAGGCGCGCACGGGCGCGGGCCGCUCGCUGCGCCGCGCGCUGUUCGGCUCCCGCGCCGCGCGCGCCGACCGCCUCACCGGCCUCUACGAGCUCAGCCUGCACCGCGCGCUCGAGCCGGGUGUCCAGCGUCGUCAGCGUCGCGUGUUGGAUACGAGCGGCACGUACGUGCGCGGGGAGGAGAACCUGCACGGCUGGCGCCCGCGCGGCGACUCGCUCAUUUUCGACCAUCAGUGGGAGCUUGAGAAGAUGACACGGCUCGAGCAAGUCGGUCGGACAAGACAUUUCCUGGCGCUCCGCGAGCGCCUCCGUCACGGACACGAAAACACAGUCGCACCUAACGACUUUACUAAGACAGAGAAGGAGGUGAGCAACAUGGCGGCGAAGGCUGCGUCGGAGUGCGCGUACGCCCGCGACGACGCCGUGUACGAGCCGUGGGACAUGAGUCCGCGCGAGCGCGACCUCGCCUCCAAGUUCAUCAAGCUCAUACAGGGAAGAAUAGGCAAUAACAACAAGGACGUAGAUGCGGCGGUAUCACCCGCCACGCCUGUGGACGAAGGCGUCUCGGCCGAUAUCUCGACGCCCAGUCUUCUGUCCUCCAUACACAGUGCCAGUAGCUUCGAGCUGUGCUCCCCGGAGCGCGCGCUGCUGGAGAAGGCGGCGGCGGCGGGCGGCUGGGGCGCGGCGGGCGUGUCGGGCGCGCUGGCGGGCUCGCUGCUGGGCGCCGGCGCGCUGUUCGUGCCCGACUGCGAGGAGGUGCGCGUGUCGGCCGCCGUGGCGCGCCGCGGGUACCUCAACGUGCUGCAGCACGGCACGCACGGCUGGAAGAAGCGCUGGCUGGUGGUCCGUCGGCCGUACGUGUUCAUCUACCGCGAUGAGCGCGACCCGGUUGAGCGCGCCGUCAUCAACCUCGCCAACGCGCACGUGGAGUACUCGGAGGACCAGGAGCAGAUGGUGCGGAUGCCGAACACAUUCAGUGUGGUGAGCAAGGAGCGUGGCUACCUACUGCAGACCUUAGGAGACAAGGAGGUGCAUGACUGGCUGUAUGCGAUAAACCCGCUGCUCGCCGGACAGAUUAGGUGUCCGCGCGCAGGUCGCGGUCGUCGCGCCGCCGCCCCGCUCCCCCCGCGCCGCCCGCUCCCCCCGCGCCCCCCGCCGCGCGCCUCGCCGCAUGAGACGCCCUCACCAUGGAGUCUAUACUCGUUUAUUAAGUGCGUCGCCGACCGACGGACGCUCGCGCACAGACCGCUCCCCGCUUUGCGGACCUCGGAUAGAUAUUGAAACGGCCCCCUAGGCUUUUGCUCGAUCGCUCGACGAGCUCCGGGUACGGGCGAGCUGCUGAAGUAUAAAUAAUCAUUUUUGUUAUUCUAUGCAGUCGUGCGAAUAUGUUCGAACGCGACGGACCGAAAUUCGUAUCCAGAGCUCGAU